Cylicocyclus nassatus is the source of this 6154-nucleotide messenger RNA. The record is from the annotation of a GenBank genome assembly. NCBI's taxonomy places the organism in Eukaryota, Metazoa, Nematoda, Chromadorea, Rhabditida, Strongylidae.
AUGAAAGGCUUCGUGUCACGUUCGCGCGUAUGGCUUGGACAUAUUGAUUCUCUUCAUCAGUUGGAGCUCCGCACGCCCUCGCGUCUCGAGUUGCCAUACCUCACUGACCAAGCAAACGGGCCUACUCCCUUUCAACCACAGCGGCAACGUAUGGGGCUGCACCAAAGUUACUGCCAAAUAUGCAGAUAUUCCUCAAGUGAAGAAGACCUUCGUCAGGUUGCCAACAUAAAGCAAGCUCAAGUGGUCCCACUGAAUGGUGCGUCCAACUACGCAGUACCAAGUACUAUCCCUUUCUUUACAAUGAGCGAUAUUCACAAGGAGAUCUUGCAAAAGCAUUACAGGAGAACGCUACUGGAACAACGGCCGGAUGUAUUCCAUAAGACAAUGUUGAUGUGCAUACAGUCAAGUCCGAAACUAAACGAAAUCAUCGCCUGCCAAAUGUAUUGUUAUCGGGACCUGACAAAAUGGCCCAAACUCAAUAAGCUGAGUCAAGCCCAGUGCUCCUUCUUCGAUCGCCUAAUCUGUGAACUUCACCUCGACAGCAUCGCAGUAUCCGAGGCAGUGUAUCAGUUGGGCAUAAUACACUAUCGGUUUGCUCAGUACGGUCUUAAGCCCCAUUUCCUUGAUAUAUGGAGGCAGCAUUUUGAAGACCUCCUCCAGAAGGUCAAAUUCGAGGAUUCCAGUGAAAAAGCAAUAUUUAUCGAAGCCAUGAAGAUUCUGGCACGUUAUGUGGGUGAGACCAUGAAUCUUGCCUACUCCAGAUGCCAGCAAAAUGCUGCUCUAAAAGCCAAGGAAGAAAUGGACAAGUCUUUAUUUGGAACAGCUGAUGCCAAAUUGAGUAUUUUGGAUCUUUCAGUACUUGGUACUUUCGUCGUUCACUGUACUAUGUCAUGUAUCGCAGAGCUAAAGAAGCUUCUAUCGUCCGAAUUUUCCUCCAUGGAAGACAUUUCCAAUGAAUGGGUGCAAUCAAGUAUCGAUGGUAAUUAUCAUGAGUUUGCUACUAUCUCUGCAAUCUUCAAGCCGUCGUUCUACGAGGACGAUCGUGCCACAAUGCGACUUCGACAAUUGAGCAAUAGCCUUGAGAGGUUUUUGGAGGAUUGUGAUGACUCUGAAAUUUGGACUGAAAUGACGAAUAUAGAAUUAUCGGGAAAACAGCUUUGCGUUUUGCUUUGGUAUGCAGUGGAGUGGGCGCUUGAAAAAGAUAGCACAUUUGACGCAUUCGAAAAAGGAGUUUUGGCAUCAUGCGCAUAUCUUCGUCUUGCCAGCAUCACAGGAUCAAAUGCUUAUUCAAUAUUCAAUCCCCAUCUCUAUCAGAAAUGUCUCCUUCUAUUUCGUUCACUUUACCGUUGCCUCACCUACGAUGCACGUGCGAUGACAAGCACUACAAAGCAGAAACAGAAAAGAAAGCGACAAGAAGUAACGAACGAUAAUGUGGAGUCGGCAGAAGAGACCUUUGCGGCAGCGUUUUUUGACAAAGGGGAAGUCAAACAUCUACUGGAGAUGUCCACGGAAGCGCUGUUCACUUUUUUGAACAAAGUACCACUCUCUGGUUAUUCUGGAAUGUCUCAUGAGACGGCAGUGCUGAUUCGUGACUUGGGUAGAAUCGACAUCCAAACUAAUGCAAAGGUCGGAAUCGUAAAGAGCUUGGUCAUUUUCAAGGAUUUGCGGAAAUUUGUUGACCGAUCCUUCGCGCUCAUGCAUCUUUUGAUAGAUGAACGUCAUACGCCUGAUGGCUAUAUAGUCUAUUCGCGCAUAGUCUACCCAAGACUUGCUUAUUGGACAUUCGACUGCGCUGUGAUUCCUUCUUCCUCUACUAUCCCAGUCAUUUUCAACGUCUGGAAAGACCUUAUGGUUGCAUUCAUCAAAGAGAGAGCGCAAGUGGGGAACUUGCGCGAGCUCACGACUGCUUUCAAGGUCUUGGAAAACUUGUAUCAAAGGUGCACCGAUAGAUUGGAUUAUCGCACUCGUUUGGCCCAGUCUGUAUUCAGUGUUCUGCAAGUCCUUCCACGGAUUUUUCACUAUGAGUUUGUACAGCGAAUCGACUGCUUCUCAAGAAGUCAGAAGGUUUCUGUCAGAAACUUCACCACCGAAAUUACUCCCUUGAUACUCACUAAUUUCGUUUUUACCGAUCCGGAACCAGGUUUUUACGAUGAAAUGGACAACAUUUACGUCAAUACGGUUGGCGUGGAAGCCAAUACAACCUCCAGGAGUAGUAUUCCACCAGAAGAUGAGCAGAAUGUAGAUGGUGAUAAGUCGGAUUCUGAGAGUGAUUCGAGUGAAAGGCAGAAAAGUAAAGACCGUUGUGGGCUACAUGGCGGUUCUUCUUCUGAAACUGGAAAGCGUGGAGAAACUUUGCCCAAGAAAACACCUGAACGAGUUCCCGUGCUGCCUGCUCUUUACACUUGCAUAAUUCGUUGUUGCCUUGAUAAGGCCUCGUCUGUUCGUGUGAGAGCAAUGUACCAUCUAGCGGCACUGUUGAGCCAUGUCGAACUUCGCGUUCAGUUAUGUAACCGUGCUACGCUUAUGUUCGAAGAGUCGCCAAAAAUUUUUGUGGGUGGGUUCAAUGUUAACGAAAAAGAAGCUGAAGAGGACGAAGAAGAAAUUGAUGAAAUGAUGUUCCUUGACGAUUCGGAGAUCACUAUUGACAACGUCAUGUUACAUAUUAUUCUCACAGGGAUUGGCGAUGAUACGGCUGGAGUCCGCAAAUACUCUCUUAUGGCACUACAGGCUUUCUUUCCCUCUUUAGAGCAACCUCACGAAGUCGCUAGUGCUGUGGAGUGUGUGAAGGAUCGCUGUUUAGACAGCUCUUUGAUGGUAAGGAAGCAAGCAGCAGAAGUACUCAGCUAUCUUUUCAAUACGUUCUCGCAACAUCGGGAAGCGCUUUUGAACGCUUGGUUAGGUGCCGUUCUUCCUAUGAUAAACGACAGUGAGCAAAGUGUUCAACAGUUAAUCUCACAGACUGUGACGAAAACGGUAUUGGAUCCGCUUCUUGGCCUCGCAGAUGACACUAAGUUGUGGAAGUUACUGCAUGCAGUUGAGAUGGAAAAUAAUAACCGUCGGCUGUUGGCUCGUGCCUUCACACACCAGCAUCUGGAGAAAAACGUAGCAUCUGACAUUGUUAAAGCAUUGAAUCAUAAACUCGACGAAUGCCCAGAACACAGCAAUGUUAUUUGGAUGCUUCUCGCCGACUUGGGCACCAUUCUAAAGGUGGAACCCCACAAGGCUGUUUCAGCAUGGUAUGCUUUUGAAGACGAUGAUCAGAACAGUAGAGUUCGCUAUGUAACGCAAGUGCUUGCGAGAGGUUCUGCCAGUAUUACAAAAAAUGACAAAAAAAGCUUGAUAGGUGACUUCGAAAACAAAAUCGCUAACUUCAGAAUUCACGCGCCGAACAUCUCCUCCGCUUACUGUUGCCUCGCGGAAUUGUUGGAUGGUGUUCGAGAAGAAGGCGCAGGAAAGAGUAGGCUCAAAAGUUUCGGUAAACAAGUUUUGAAUACUUGUCGCGUAAAGAUUCGUGAGUCUCUUCUUGCAAUAGAGGAGGAGUUAGAUGAAGAAAACAGUCAAAGGUUGGCGCUUCGCGAAAUCCUUCUUAUUCGUAUGGUGGUCACGAUUGGGGAGGUAGUCCAGCUAUCUCCGGAACUCAUGCGUACGGGUCUUCGCCACUUCGAUGCGCUGAAAACAGUGUUGGCUUCUGACAUCUUUAACGAUGACGAACUUCCGGUCAUCAACUCUGCUGUUCCAUCACUUGCUCCAUCGCCAUCUUCCUCUCGCGCUCCUUCACCAGCUCAGUCUGUUGCAAGUAGCGAAGGGGGGUCGUCGCAGCCAGCGUCAUCAGCUUCUCAACCAACAUCUGUCCAGAGUGGGCCAGUGAUUCCUCAGCAUAUUGUCAAAGAGGCUAUGAGUAACCGACGUCCCCUCCUCACGGCCCCGGUGCGAGCAUACGCUGUUUGUACCAUAGGGAAAUUCUGCUUAAUGGAUGAGAAAAUUGCAAAGGCAACAAUCCCUGUAUUCGUUAAGCAGUUGAAGUUGAAUCCUGAUCAUGUGAUCAGAAAUAAUAUAGCGAUGGUCGUUUGCGAUCUGUGCAAAAGGUACACUCUGAUGGUAGAUCGUUACUCACCCAUAGUGGCCGCUUGUCUCAAAGACAGAUCUACGCUAGUGCGUCAACAAGUUUUGGAGUCGCUGACUUCUCUGAUCAAGGAGCAGUACAUCAGAUGGGAAGGACAGAUAAUGUAUCGUUUCGUGUCCACUAUCUUGGACGAAAAUGAAAUCAUUAGCGAUUAUGCGAAGUUCUGUUUGCGUGAUGUGCUGCUGCUGCAGUUCCCUAGCUUAUUCGAGAACCAUUUCAUUGAAUGUUUGAUGUAUUUCAAUAAUGUUCCCAUGGAUUCUGAAAGAGAAGCUGCCAAUCCGCUUGACCAGGCUCAUAGAGUUUGUCUUCAUGGACUUGAAAACCUGGAAAACCGCAUGGCAAUUUACAAGUUCAUGAUAAGCACGUUUGAUGAUCCGCGCAAAUUCACCCUCAUGGCUCAAAUCUGUACUCAAAUUUUUUGUCCACUCAUGAACGGCAAGAUAAAGUACGAAGACCGCGCCGUGCAGGAUCUCGUGAAAGACGCUUUGUUGGUAAUGUCUCUGAGGGAAAUUAAGCUAAACAUGGAUGUGGGCAGAACUCCAGAUGAAGAGGAAGAACCACCAACAGCUGUUGUGGCUGCGGCGAAAGACAUAAUUGUUAAUGCAUUUCGCAAAGCCAUGCUCGAUUACGUUAUGCCAACACUUCUCGACCUACGCAUGUACCUCAAUGAACGACGUUCCGGAUUACGAAAAUAUCUCUAUGCUGUUUUUCGCGUUAUCUGCCGUGAACACAAGGAACAAAUCGACGCUUUCUUGGAUGGAGAUCAACAGCUCAAGGCAGAAGUUGAGUACGACAUCCGGAAGUAUGAGCAGCAUCUACGCGCGGAACGCGCCGCUGUCAAACGCCGUGCAGAGAAAGCUGCUCUGGAAAGGCGGCUUUCUAGAAGAUCACUUGGAGCCGCCAGGCAUCCUGAUAACCAUCAGGCGCUGGACAUCGGUACAAGUGUGAGGAAUAGUGGAAGGGAUUUAGCAGAGGACCUGAAAAUGAAUGAAGAAAAGGAAUAUUCCAGUCAUAAGUCAGAGGACAGUAUGGGAAGAAGUAAUGCAGCCGGCGCCGUUCCUGUCAUCCCCUUUGGUGAAAGUGCACCACAGAGAGACGCCGUGACUGAAGGCAUAAAGAAUAGCGAAAAUGAGGACAAGGAUCAUGGUCAGGAUCAUGCAGAAACCGCUGAAAAGGAGAACUUCGUUAAACCAAGUGGCAGCAUUCUGCAAAAUCAGUCUAGGCCACUAGCCUCAGCAUCAUCCAGAUCUGCAGAUCAAUUAGCUGCCAGAACGCCGAUGUCGUCAACGAUAUCAUCCGCCUACAAUGGUUGGUGCGCUCGUGCUGCUUCUACCCCCGUGAAAGAAUCUGGUGAUUUGACCUUUGCGGACCUUAAUCUAUCCGCCAUCCCUUCUAGUUCGGAAGAAUCACUGAAAUUUGUUAAGAAAUCAGUCCGUGAACGAACAUUGCUUACCAAAGUGGACGAGGGAACAUCCUGUGACAAUGAAGAAGUAUAAUCUACUUCUUUGAUGCAAGCUAAAUUCGUGUGUUCAAUCUGUCCAAAACUAGCGACUCUUCUAAUACGAGUUUCAUGAUAAUAUCUGUACUUUGUUCGGACCACGGCUCAGUUUUUUUUUGAAAGAAUAACUAGGCUAUUCGUAACGCAAAGACUGCGGACAUAUCGGCUUCUCACUGAUCGAGCGCUCUUUCGUUUCUCUUACCAUCUGCUGUCUAUCCCAUCCACAAGCUAUCUUGGCCGGACGCAAUGGCGCCCAGUCUUUGCGUGUCAUGAAUCGUGUAUACCAUUCUAUGUAAUUUUGGGCUUCAAUCACAUCAUUAUUUUUCCACUGUCAAAUAUUGAGUGAAAUAUCUGACACACUUUUUCAGCGAAUUUUAUGUUGUUAAACCUUGUAUCUCAUGCUGCGUGUGACUCGAGAUUGAGGCUGAAAUGAUGUUUGCUUUAUCUCUGCUAUAAUUCUUGAGCGUGGGGAGGUUUCUUUUUUGCAUAUUGUAUUCAUCUUUGAGAUUCUGAUGUCUGUAAUAAAGUUUGGU